Thelazia callipaeda (thelaziosis nematode) is the source of this 255-nucleotide messenger RNA. Lineage: Eukaryota; Metazoa; Nematoda; Chromadorea; Rhabditida; Thelaziidae. The record is from the annotation of a GenBank genome assembly.
AUGGCCAUGCUUGAAGCACGUGCUCAAAAAAUUGCAGAAGAAGAAACUGGUAUUGCGAAAUCAGUUAUGGGUGGCACUGGUAUAAGAUUUGUGCGUGGAGCUGGUAAUGUUGUGGAAUCAAAUGUUACUGAAAAUCCAGAGGAAAUUGAUAUUGGAGAUGAUGACGAUGAUGAGCUAGACGCUCAAGACGAUGUGGAAACAAGAGCCGUACCUGCAGGAGUUCUAGGUUCACUUGCCAAAGAAUAUGAUAGAUAA